GUCCCUCUGUCAGCCCGGGUAGUGAUUGUGUGUGUUUCGUAACCGGCCGUAGUGUCUCCUCUCUCCUUUCAUUCGGACAAAUGGCAGCGGUCAGGACUCUCAGGAAACUGUGCCAACACACCCAGCAUCAAGUUUGUAAACUGCACACGUCCGCCUCGAGGCAAGAGGCAGUGGUCAUCUCAGGAAAGAAACUAGCACGGCAGAUUCGGGAGGAGGCCCGGGGCGAUGUGGAGAAAUGGGUUCUAGCUGGCCACAGAAGACCCCAUCUGAGUGUGAUUCUCGUUGGAGAAAACCCAGCCAGUCACUCCUACGUCCUGAAUAAGACACGAGCUGCAGCUGAUAUUGGAAUCUCUAGUGAGACAAUUCUCAAGCACUCAGACAUCAGUGAGGAGGAGCUGUUGGACUUGAUCUUCAAACUCAACACAGACCCCCGUGUGGAUGGCCUGCUGGUACAGCUGCCUCUGCCAGAACACAUUGAUGAGCGCACAGUCUGUAAUGCAGUUUCCCCUACCAAGGACGUAGACGGCUUCCAUGUAGUCAAUGUAGGCCGCAUGUGCUUGGAUCAGUCCACCAUGCUGCCUGCCACUCCCUGGGGAGUCUGGGAAAUUAUCAAACGCACAGGCAUUCCUACUCUUGGGAAGAACGUUGUAGUGGCAGGACGCUCUAAGAAUGUGGGAAUGCCCAUUGCCAUGUUGCUGCAUACAGACGGCCGGCACGAGAGACCUGGAGGUGAUGCCACAGUCACCAUUUCUCACCGUUACACUCCAAAGGAGCAACUUUGCCAACACACUAAAAUAGCUGAUAUCAUCGUUGCUGCUGCAGGGAUUCCAAACCUCAUUACAGCGGACAUGAUCAAAGAAGGUGCAGCUGUAAUUGAUGUCGGAAUAAAUAGAGUGCAGGACCCCGUCACUGGGAAGAGCAGACUGGUUGGAGAUGUGGAUUUUGAAGGCGUGAGACAGAAGGCAGGCUAUAUCACCCCAGUGCCUGGAGGCGUGGGACCCAUGACUGUGGCGAUGCUCAUGAAGAACACCAUUAAAGCGGCUAAAAAUGUUCUGCUGUAUCCCCCAGAGAGGGUCCGCAUGGCGGCCGCAUCCUAAUGGGGCAGAGCAAAUCCCAGCGACACAUUCCACCCACCCCAAACACUACCCCCCUCCCCGCUUUUUUUAAAAAACUCGGAGCACCUGAUGAGCUCCCUUGCACAUGGACUGGAAAGAUGAUAGCUUUAAAGCUCUGACGUCUUUAACCUUCAAGUCCAGAAAUGUUAGACUGUUACAUUCACUAAUGCAGCUGCAUGUCUUAUGUAACAGGUUUAUCAGUAUUUAUCAUUUGCAAUGUAUUUGUUUGAGCUUUUGGGGUUUUAAAGAAUCUUGAAAGGUGGUUUUAUUUAUUGCUUCAGUGACAUCAUAUUUAAACAUGAAAGGAAGCAGGUUACAGUAUUUAACUCUAUGCUGGUUUAAGCAGUCAAAGCUGAGCAAUUUGAGGCCUGUCUGUUGUGUUACCUUCUAUUAGUUUAGCCUUAUGUACCAAGAGUGAUAAGGGCUAACAUCAUCAGGAAAAAGUAGCUAUGUUUAUCAAGAUACGAGCUUUAAAGAUUCACAAUUGCCUUUGUAAAAACUUUGAAAUAAAUAUUACAAGUAUGUUCUCACAUUGA
Messenger RNA from Scomber japonicus (chub mackerel), 1651 nucleotides. It is a transcript of the gene mthfd2, whose product is annotated as methylenetetrahydrofolate dehydrogenase (NADP+ dependent) 2, methenyltetrahydrofolate cyclohydrolase. Gene Ontology annotation, cellular component: mitochondrion. Gene Ontology annotation, biological process: tetrahydrofolate interconversion. The record is from RefSeq and is a predicted model, not a curated record. Bases 81 to 1097 code for a protein of 338 amino acids. Lineage: Eukaryota; Metazoa; Chordata; Actinopteri; Scombriformes; Scombridae. The transcript is spliced from 8 exons. Gene Ontology annotation, molecular function: methenyltetrahydrofolate cyclohydrolase activity; methylenetetrahydrofolate dehydrogenase (NAD+) activity; methylenetetrahydrofolate dehydrogenase (NADP+) activity.